GUGAGAAACCGAUGCAGAGAAACCAGGGAGAAAGAGGAGACAGAUAAGUCUCGAAACUUAAAUGUCUUCUUAUGAUUUCAAUUGGGUUUAAGUAGGUUCUUCUUUGAAAUAGUUAAUAAGGGGUAAGGUCCAUGAAUAUGUGAAUACAUCUCAUCAUAUAUCAAUAGGAGCUAGUGGUUUGAGAACGAGCGUGAGCUUAAUGGCGCCGGGGCUUUAUGAAGCUUCACUGAGAGGUGAUGUUAAACUCCUCGACAAGUUGCUUAAUGAAAAUUCACGUCUUCCUCUUGAUGAAAAAUUUACAGCUCACAAGAGAACUGCUUUACACAUAGCAGCUAUGUGUGGCCAUGUCAAGUUUGCGGGAGAACUUUUAAGGAGAGACAGAGAACUCAUAAUGGCGCAAGAUUCGCAUGGAUUUACUCCUCUUCACCUGGCUUCUGCAAGACAAUGCCCUUCUAUGGUGAAGAAAUUGUUAGAUUCCAACAGUGAUGCUUGUAUGGUACAAGAUAAUGAACGGCGGACACCUCUACAUUUAGCAGCAACGAAAGACAGAGUUAACAUCAUGAAGGCGUUGAUUAACCUGAAACCGGAAGCAAUACACUUCCAAAAUGGUCGAAAUGAGACCAUACUACACCUUUGCGUUAAACAUAACAGUUUAAAUGCCCUAAAAUUUUUGGUUGAGGAUUUGCCAUCAGCGGGUUCACCAACUUUGAACAACCUUAUUCGUCCAUUUAUUAACUCGAGAAACAUUGAUGGCAACACAAUUUUGCACCUUGCUGUACAAAUGGAGCUUGAUGCAGAAACGAAGCCCGCUCCAGAAAUGAAGCGAAUGAAGUUUAUAAAGUACUUAGUGGAGAGUAAGGACAUCGGAAUCGAUAUAGAUACUUUAAAUAAUGAGCACGUCAAAGCAUUACAUAUGUUUCCAGAGGCAGAAAGAGAUGGUCUUGAAAUUGGUUGGUUUGAUCAUAAGAGGAAGAAAACAAAUCCUUCCGAUCAGCAGAGAUGGAUGCUAGAGAAAGUGAAUGCCUUAAUGGUUGUUGCAACAUUGGUAGCAGGAAUCGCCUUUACAGCUGCUAUGAAUCCACCAGGUGGUGUUUUUCAAGAAGACUCCAAAAUCAAGGCUAGUGAAAAUCCUGUUAUUUUUACUUAUUAUUUAAGGUCUGUGGCUAAGUCCACUAAGUCUGGUCGCUUUGGUCGAUACCUAGAUCAACAAGAACUAACCCAGAGCCAAAAUAUGAUGAAUAGCACCGAUUUUCUUCAAGAUCUGUUAACCACACUAGAUAAUGAUACUUAUACUGCUUAUUCACCUUAUGUGAUGGGAAAAUCACCAGGUAUUGUUCUGGGACAUGAGAAGUGGAACAAAAUCAUUUCCAAGUAUAAGCUUAGGUUUUCCCCUUAUUUAAUACGUUACGCUGGGACACCAGUAUUGGCUUACAGAAAUCCGAGAAUAUACAAUCUCUACAUGACUUAUAAUGCAAUUGCAUUCCUAGUCUCCCUGAGCAUAAUAGUGUUAGUUAUAAGUGGGUUUAUCGACACUGAAAAAACUACUAAUCACCAGGUUAGAGUUCUCAUAGGGAUGAUGGUUGUUUCAAUCACCGCUUGGCUCUUAAGUUUUAUUUCUGUUUUCAUCAGUAUGUCUCCCCCUUUUUACAUCAAUCAUCCAUUACUGAGUCAAGCAUUCAUUAUAAGCAUUGUCACCCUGGUGAUUUGUACGUACGGAUACAAUUUCUUGAUGAAAGCCAAACAUUUGAUUACAAUUCUAUGGUGGAAGAUUAUGCAUAAAGAUAGAUUAAUUGACCAGUUCCAGAAAGAGGAUAGUGCAUUACAUAGUGAUCACAUGAGUCUGAUGACAAAGGGAGUAUUCCUAAAGUUUAUGCCGGUUUUUUAUUUGAUACUUCUAGCCACUUUGUCACUUCCUUUUCUAUAUGGUUACACAAAUCGAGCAUAAGUCUCCAUGUGUUGUUAGUAAAAUGUCAUUGUAAUCCCCUAUUAGGGUUAUUUAUUGGUGUUAAUAUAACAAGUUUCUGUUAAGCA
Papaver somniferum (opium poppy) is the source of this 2031-nucleotide messenger RNA. RefSeq lists its product as uncharacterized. Gene Ontology annotation, molecular function: protein phosphatase 1 binding; protein phosphatase regulator activity. Lineage: Eukaryota; Viridiplantae; Streptophyta; Magnoliopsida; Ranunculales; Papaveraceae. The coding region runs from base 200 to 1945 and encodes 581 amino acids. Gene Ontology annotation, cellular component: plasma membrane. The transcript is spliced from 2 exons. The record is from RefSeq and is a predicted model, not a curated record.